AUGAGGUUGAUAUCCAAAAGAAGAAUCAGAUUUAUUGUGUUUAUUUUGUUCGGCGUCCUCACUGUAUUCGUAGUAUCAAGACUUGUUGUUCAUUUUCAGUAUAACCAAGAAAUAAAGUUCUAUAAAAAGUAUUUUCAACAGAGGAAGGAUGGGCUUCACGAAAUUUACAACCCAUUAGAAAUCAAGCAAAUACCCAAGGAAACGAUAGAUGACUUAUAUACCGCCCGUUUAGAUAAAGAGUUGAAAAACGGUGAGGUCAUCGAGUGGUCCAAGUUUGCAUACGUGAAUUAUGUGACUAAUGCUGAUUAUCUUUGUAAUACGCUGAUCAUAUUCAAUGAUCUGAAACAGGAGUUUGAGACAAAGGCCAAGUUAGUUCUUCUGAUAUCUAAAGAUCUGCUAGACCCAAACACUUCCUCAAAUGUGGCUUACAUUAGUUCACUCCUUAACAAGAUUCAAGCUAUAGAUGAGGACCAGGUAGUUAUCAAGUUGAUAGAUAACAUUGUGAAGCCAAAGGAUACUACACCUUGGAAUGAAAGUUUAACAAAAUUACUAGUAUUUAACCAAACAGAAUUUGACCGUGUGAUUUAUCUUGACAACGACGCAAUUUUAAGAUCAAGCUUGGACGAAUUAUUUUUCCUACCAAAUUAUAUCAAAUUUGCAGCUCCAUUAACAUACUGGUUUUUAUCUAACAGUGAUUUGGAAAAAUCAUACCAUGAAACGCGACACCGUGAAAAGCAACCAAUCAACCUCCAGUCGUAUACAAAAGUGCUGACUAAAAGAAUUGGGAAAGGUCAGAUGAUUUAUAAUCAUUUGCCGAGUUUGCCGCAUUCAUUGUACUUGAAUUCUAAUAACAUAGCUCAGGACAUUAUAAGUUCUACAUCAUCUUUAUCGCCGUUAUUUGAUUUCCAAAGUAGUAAAAAGGUUGGAAAAUUAAAAUUUGCUUCUAAUUUAAUGGUUAUUAAUCCUUCAAAGGAGGCGUUUGAUGAAAUUGUGAACGUUAUGCUGCCCAAGAUUUUAAACAAGAAGGAAAAGUACGAUAUGGAUUUGAUCAAUGAAGAAAUGUACAAUUUAAAGAAGAUUAUUUAUAAACAGUUUAUUUUCUUCAGAAAAGUCCGAAAACUUUUCAAACCAGAAGUAUUGGUUUUGCCAUUUGCAAGGUACGGCUUACUGACGGGUUCAUUGAGAAACCCACGGCACUAUUCUAUAAUCUAUAAUGACGUUUUGGGUUAUAAGACAUUGGAUAAUGAUGGCAACGAUAUUCCGGUAGGAUUAAACGACAGUGUCGCAUAUUCUAAGUACAUACAUUUUUCGGAUUAUCCAUUGGCCAAGCCCUGGAAUUAUCCAUCAAUGAAGGAGUUUGAAUGUAUCGUUAAAGAAGAAGACGCGGAGGAUUCAAAGCUAGAGCACCAAGCUUGUGACCUUUGGAACUCGGUGUACGCUUCUUACAUACAGUCCAGGGAAAUCUGCCUCGUUUGA
Messenger RNA from Saccharomyces cerevisiae S288C, 1476 nucleotides. It is a transcript of the gene GNT1, whose product is annotated as glucose N-acetyltransferase. The record is from RefSeq and is marked reviewed. The transcript has a single exon. Bases 1 to 1476 code for a protein of 491 amino acids. Gene Ontology annotation, cellular component: vacuolar membrane; Golgi membrane. Lineage: Eukaryota; Fungi; Ascomycota; Saccharomycetes; Saccharomycetales; Saccharomycetaceae.